Ricinus communis (castor bean) is the source of this 783-nucleotide messenger RNA. Its product is annotated as MTOR-associated protein MEAK7. The coding region runs from base 1 to 567 and encodes 188 amino acids. NCBI's taxonomy places the organism in Eukaryota, Viridiplantae, Streptophyta, Magnoliopsida, Malpighiales, Euphorbiaceae. The transcript has 3 exons. The record is from RefSeq and is a predicted model, not a curated record.
AUGUCAGAAACAUUGUGUCUCCUAAUUGAACUAUUACUUGGUCUUGAUCAAAGUAAUUGCGAUCCUUCUUCUGGGCCAAAAAUUUUGAUUAUUAAGGAUAAAGAAGAUUGCAUAUAUGGAGGUUAUAUUUCUCAGGCUUGGGAUAGACAUGGUGAUUUCUAUGGAGAUAUAAAGUCUUUUCUCUUUCAGGUAUAUCAUAGGGCUUCAAUUUUCAAGUAUACUGGAGCAAACAACAAUGUACAAUGGUGUGCAGUGAAUCUUAGUUCAGAAAGCAUCCCGAACGGGAUUGGCUUUGGAGGGCGCGUAAAUCACUUCGGCCUCUUCCUCUCAGCAAGCUUUGAUCUAGGGCACACAUUCACCUGCACAACAUUUGGCAGCGCUUCCCUCUCUAAGACCAACACUAUAUUCCCGGAAGUCAUGGAGUGCUGGGGAAUUACUCAUAGAGGAGCACAGCAAGAAAAGCAGGACGCCGUAAAAGGUACAGUUUUGGAAAGAUCCAAGGAAGACCGUCACAUGCUCAACAUGGUUGGGCUUGCAAAUUUUGACUGCCACAGGAGGCACUUUUGACUAACAAUUUUAUGUCAUUUGAUUUAGGAGUUAAUUAUUGGCUUGAAAAGGCUCAAGAAACUUUUACAGUUUGCCUGUAUCUUUAUGCAACCAAAGUUGUCUCUUACCAAUCCAAAUACAAUGUUAAGAAUUGAUUUAGUUAUGCUGUGAAAUCUGUUUUUUACAGUUGGCCUAGUAUGAUUCGCCAUGGUCUUUUUUUUUUACUUAGAUUAUAUU